ACUACCAGUAAAACUACCUACUCCUUCCCUGAAGGGUAAAUCUAUAAAUUAAAUAAGCUUACCAACAAUCCAUGCCAACUCAAGAGAAUGCUUUGUUUUGGGUGGGGUAUAAAGGCCACCCAGCUCAGCCGUUCCAUUACGGCCAUGCUGGAUCUGUCCUGUGGAACUUUAGGGACCAAAUAAGUUUCCACACAUCGUAAAGGUUGCUUCAUUUCCACUUUGUAGAUUAGCUGUUAAUUGUUCCAUCCUGGGCAUUUUGACUUUUAUUCUAUAUUCAUGCCGCAGGAGCAUGAGCAAGGGGACACCGCCCCCCGUCAAGGAGCGCCUGGAGUUCCCUGUUCCAGAGUCCAGCAGCGGAAUAUCCCCAGGUGUACUGCGGGUCCUCCACCGGCAGCUGAAUGGGGAAGGCAGUGUGACAUGGGAGCAGCUGCUGGAGGUGUGUCAGGCUAUGGGUGUGGCUGAAGAAACAGCUCAGGAUGCAUGGCACAGGGCUGGUGGCGGCGAUGGUGGCACCGUAGAGUGGGACCACAUCCUUUCUCAUAUUGCUGCUCUCUCAACUCACGUAAGUAUUAUUAUAUUCAGUGGGAAAUUCUAAACCCUUAGGAGUCAACACAUUUGCAUAACCUUUCAAUUUAAUAUUAACCCCCUUUGCUAUGACAUACCCUGAAAAUCAGUUUCAUGUGUGUGUGUGGUAAGAUUGUGAAAAAAAGGCUUGCAGACUGAAAGUUUUUAUUUUUAUGAAUUUAAUAAGACUAAAAUACUAAAUGGAAUCUGGCAAAACUGAAGAUUUCAUGGCAUUUUAUUGCACU
This is a messenger RNA of Cherax quadricarinatus, 809 nucleotides long. The record is from RefSeq and is a predicted model, not a curated record. NCBI's taxonomy places the organism in Eukaryota, Metazoa, Arthropoda, Malacostraca, Decapoda, Parastacidae.